CCCCGGGGGCGGAAGCAGGACGGCCAGCACAGUCUGCGUGGAGAAGCCGUGUAGCCGGGAACGCCUGAUGGGACGCCCCCGGGGGCUCUCUCCGAGCCCCGCUGUUACGCCCCGGUCCUAGGCGCUCGGGCUCCGCAACCCGCCCCGCCCGUAGCCCGCAGCCCGCAGCCUGUCUAGAGAGGAGUAUGAGGCCCGGGGGCUCGCAAACGCCGGCCACCGGGCGGCAGGGGCCUAGCUGCGGAGCCCCGCGCCUGAAGGCGGCGGGCGAGGAGCCGCGGGAGCCGACGAGGCGUCGGGGCGCGGAGAGGAGCGCUCCGGCCCGGGCGCCCGCGGGGCCGCCGGACCCUUGUACGGCCUGAGCGCGGGGGAGCAGGCGGAGGCACCCGGCCGUCCGGGCUCUGGGGGAGGCGGCGAGUGGCUCCGCGGGGGACCGCCACCUCUGGCCCUCAUCCUCACGCUCCUGCUCCCACGGGGAGGGAUGUCGCGGCCCGGGACGCGAGCGCUGCCCCGGCCCCGGGGCUGAGCUCCGGACCAUGUCCUCCCGCAGCCCCCGGUCCCCGCCCCGCCGCUGCCGCCGCCGCCUGCCGCGCCCCUCCUGCUGCUGCUGCUGCUGCCGCCGUUCGCACCUCAACGAGGACACCGGCCGCUUCGUGCUGCUGGCGGCGCUCAUCGGCCUCUACCUGGUAGCGGGUGCCACAGUCUUCUCUGCGCUCGAGAGCCCGGGCGAGGCCGAGGCGCGGGCGCGCUGGAGCGCCACGCUGCGCAACUUCAGCGCGGCUCACGGCGUAGCCGAGCCGGAGCUACGCGCCUUCCUCCGGCACUACGAGGCCGCGCUGGCCGCCGGCGUCCGAGCCGACGCGCUGCGCCCGCGCUGGGACUUCCCCGGAGCCUUCUACUUCGUGGGCACUGUGGUCUCGACCAUAGGUUUCGGCAUGACCACCCCCGCGACCGUGGGCGGGAAGGCCUUCCUCAUCGCCUACGGGCUGUUCGGCUGCGCCGGGACCAUCCUGUUCUUCAACCUCUUCCUGGAGCGCACCAUCUCCCUGAUGGCCUUCGUCAUGCGCGCCUGCCGGGAGCGCCAGCUGCGCCGCAGCGGCCUGCUGCCCGCCUCCUUCCGCAGCGGCUCUGCGCUCUCGGAAGCCGACAGCCUGGCGGGCUGGAAGCCCUCGGUGUACCACGUGCUGCUGAUCCUGGGCCUCUUCGCCGUGCUGCUGUCGUGCUGCGCCUCGGCCAUGUACACCAGCGUGGAGGGCUGGGACUACGUGGACUCGCUCUACUUCUGUUUCGUCACUUUCAGCACCAUUGGCUUCGGGGACCUGGUGAGCAGCCAGCACGCCGCCUACCGGAACCAGGGGCUCUACCGCCUGGGCAACUUCCUCUUCAUCCUGCUCGGCGUGUGCUGCAUCUACUCGCUCUUCAACGUCAUCUCCAUCCUCAUCAAGCAGGUGCUCAACUGGAUGCUGCGCAAGCUGAGCUGCCGCUGCUGCGCGCGCUGCUGCCCGGUGCCCGGCGCGCCCCUGGCCCGGCGCAACGCCAUCACUCCCGGCUCCCGGCUGCGCCGCCGCCUGGCCGCGCUCGGCCACAACGCCAGGGCCUGCGACAGCGACGCCGAGGGCCGCCGCCUGUCAGGCGAGCUCAUCUCCAUGCGCGACCUCACCGCGUCCAACAAAGUGUCGCUGGCGCUGCUGCAGAAGCAGCUGUCCGAGACGGCCAACGGGUAUCCGCGCGGCGUGUGUGUGAACACGCGCCAGAACGGCUUUUCGGGCGGCGUGGGUGCUCUGGGCAUCAUGAACAACCGGCUGGCAGAGACCAGCGCCUCCAGGUAGACUCACGGCCUGCCCGACCGCCCCGCAGCUCCAGGGACCCUCAGGAUUCCGGGCUGCCGUCGGGCGUGGUUGGCUUUACUUCUCUCAGACGCUGGCGCUUUCUUAAUCUUUAUCCAAUAAAA
Messenger RNA from Choloepus didactylus (southern two-toed sloth), 1948 nucleotides. RefSeq names its product potassium two pore domain channel subfamily K member 12 (gene KCNK12). The record is from RefSeq and is a predicted model, not a curated record. Gene Ontology annotation, biological process: potassium ion transmembrane transport; stabilization of membrane potential. Gene Ontology annotation, cellular component: membrane. Gene Ontology annotation, molecular function: potassium ion leak channel activity. NCBI's taxonomy places the organism in Eukaryota, Metazoa, Chordata, Mammalia, Pilosa, Megalonychidae.